Torulaspora delbrueckii is the source of this 807-nucleotide messenger RNA. RefSeq names its product post-initiation translation factor DPC29 (gene DPC29). The transcript has a single exon. Gene Ontology annotation, cellular component: mitochondrion. The record is from RefSeq and is a predicted model, not a curated record. Lineage: Eukaryota; Fungi; Ascomycota; Saccharomycetes; Saccharomycetales; Saccharomycetaceae. The coding region runs from base 1 to 807 and encodes 268 amino acids.
AUGAGCAGGUCCGUAGUUCAAUUCAAAGCUAUUGCUCGAGGAUUUAGCACCAGAAGUAGUGUCGUGUGGUCGGGACAUAACAAAUGGUCUACAAUCAAGCAUGACAAAGCUAAGAAUGACGCCGAGAGGAACAAACUAUUCAGUAAAUUUGCCCAAAGAAUCUCUUUAGCAGUGAAAGCUGGUGGUGGUAUUGAUCCCCAACUCAAUAUUCGACUCGCAACUGCGAUUGAACAAGCAUCGAAGAACAAUGUCACCAAGAAAGUCAUUGAGAACGCCAUCAAGAAGGGAUCUGGCCAAUCUACCAAGGGCCAAGGAACUACCGAGACAUGCAUGUACGAAGGUAUGGGACCCGGAGGAGUCGCUUUCGUUGUAGAAGCGCUCACAGAUAACAAGAAUCGUACCGUGGGACUCGUCAGAAGCGCAUUUACCAAGGCACAGGGUUCAAUGACUCCCACACUCUAUUUCUUUGAUAGAAGAGGCUACGUAGUGGUACGUCCGCCAGAAGAGCUGGGCGAAGACCAGCUUUUCGAUCAAGUCUUGGAGCUCGAGGGUGUCGAAGACCUCGAAACGCUGCCGGAUGGCAGCGUCGAGGUCGUUACAGACCCUCAAAGUGCCAAUUCCGUCGCAGCUGCUCUCAAAGACAAGCAGUACACGCUUGUCGAGGUCGGAGUAGAGCACGUUCCCAAGGAUGAUAUGUGCGUUACUGCCGACCCUGAGACCCAACAGCGAAUCGACAAGUUUUUAGCCGUUCUAGGAGAGAUCGAGGACAUUACAGAUGUCUACCACAACCUUAGCGAACCGCUUUAA